Colius striatus (speckled mousebird) is the source of this 7816-nucleotide messenger RNA. RefSeq names its product claudin 12 (gene CLDN12). The record is from RefSeq and is a predicted model, not a curated record. The coding region runs from base 640 to 1449 and encodes 269 amino acids. The transcript is spliced from 5 exons. NCBI's taxonomy places the organism in Eukaryota, Metazoa, Chordata, Aves, Coliiformes, Coliidae. Gene Ontology annotation, cellular component: plasma membrane.
CGAGCUGCAGUGCUCCCUCCGGCUGCGCUAACGCACUAGAGAAAAGUAUAACGCAUCGGUUUUCCCAGCCCCGCUGCGGCCCUCAAACACGGACCAGACUCCGCACACCUCCUGCCGCGGUCCCGCGGAGAAGGAGGUGUUAGGCCGGCAUCGCCUCUCCCCGAGCGCUUUGCCGCGGGGGACGCUGGGAGGUGUAGUGCGCGCCGGGGCCUCGGCGCUCUCAGUGCGGCGGCGCCGGACUACAGCCCCACAAACCUCCGGGCGCCCCGCCACCGGCCGCGGCCUGCCGGGAGGAGAGUACCGCUCCGGAGGGCGGGAGCGGAGCGCCCAUGGGGCUUUCCCUGUCUGGCCUCGCGCCCUGACAGCAAGGCGUUUCGGCGAGGAGCCGCUCCCCGUGCGCAGGUACCGGCGGCGCUCGGCGUGUGCCGGGGCACGCGCGGCCGCUGCGGACACCCCGCGGCCAGCUGCUGCUUUCCAUUUCGGUCUCGGCUGCUUUUUCCGGAUCAGUCGGUUAAAGAGUUACCUGUGCUACAGGAUCAUCUUGACACUACCAAGAUGGAGGCAGGGGCAACAGUGGCACAGGUGCAGACGCCACGGCCACCAGAGGGGGAGCCGCCACCGGAGGUGGAUUGUUAGAAUAUGGAGGCGAAGUUGCUAAGGUUUCUUUUGAUUUGGACACACUGCUGCAGGAAGCAAAUUCCGUGGGCCAGCAUGGGCUGCCGGGACGUGCAUGCAGCAACCGUCCUGGCCUUCCUCAGUGGAACAGCCUCAGUGGCUGGGCUCCUUGCAGCGGUUCUGCUUCCGAACUGGAGGCAAAUGAGACUGUACACGUUCAACAAGAAUGAGAGGAACGUGACUGUUUACACUGGACUCUGGAUCAAGUGUGCUCGCUUUGAUGGGAGCAGAGACUGCGUGAUCUAUGACCCACAGUGGUACACUGCUGUUGAUCAGCUGGAUUUGCGUGUUCUGCAGUUUGCCCUUCCGCUGAGCAUGUUCACUGCUGUCUCAGCUCUGCUUCUCUGCUUGAUCGGCAUGUGUAACACAGCCUUUGUAUCCAGCGUGCCAAAUGUCAAAUUGGCCAAAUGCCUGGUGAACAGUGCAGGCUGCCAUCUCGUGGCUGGCCUCUUGUUCCUGCUUGCAUGUGCCAUUUGUCUCACUCCAUCGAUUUGGGUCAUUUUUUAUAACAAUUAUCUGAACAGAAAAUAUGAGCCUGUCUUUAGUUUUGACAUCUCUGUAUUCAUUGCCAUUGCCAGCGCUGGCGGUCUGUUUUUCACUUCUGUCCUGCUCUGCCUGUGGUACUGUGCAUGUAAGAGCCUACCUUCUCCUUUCUGGCAGCCCCUCUACUCCCAUGCCCCCAGCAUGCACAGCUAUUCCUCUCAGCCCUACUCUGCACGCUCUCGCCUCUCUGCCAUGGAAAUUGACAUUCCUAUUGUGACACAUGCAUCUUAAGAAGGCACAGUCUUGGAAGCCAGGUUCAUCCAGACCAUGAAAAUCAUAGACUUGAUUCUCUGUGCUGCCUUGCACUGAGCAUAAUCAUUUGUAAGGUCAAGCUUCCCAAAGUGCAAAGCAAUAGAGACCUUAGUUCAUCAAGUCUAUUCCUGUUGUCACACAUUACUUCCUGACUGACUUUUUUUGUUUUUUAACACUGAGCUCAUAAUAGACAAACUUGCUGCUAAUGCUGGCACAGUUACACUAACAGUAGUAUGCGUUUAUGCCUCUGCUUACUGAGAUCAAAGCAGGUUUGAACCUCUUUGCUAUUUGAUAAGCUGCUGUUUGAUUCUGAUCCCAUUGUAAGAGCGAUACGAGUGGUCCCUUGUACCCAUGCCUUAUCUAAAUGCAGGCAGCAGAACUGGGUGCAGGGAGUUCACUGAGUUUCUUGUUCAUAUAGACACACGGUUUAAGAUGUGGUGUCUGGAAAAGGUAUUUGGCAGACUAAAUCAAGUUCUGUAGCACUGGUUUUUGUUUUCUGCUGCACACGAAAGUUACUUAUGAACUGCUAUAAUAGAAUUAGCAUCAAACUACCUUUUUUCAAAGCAACUCUUGGAAGAAAUAAAACUGAUUUAACUAAUAAUGUUCUUCCGUAUUGUAACAGCAUUUUGUGAAUUACUGGAGACUAGAAACUUUUUUGUGAAUUUUAUUUCUAGUCUGUUUAAAAAAACAAGUGAGCAAAUUCACUAAAUCUAUUUUAUUAUUAAAACAACCCUUGUAUUUAAAAAUUCUGUUUAGAAGCUUGGAUACUUUAUCUAAAGGCCAUCUUAAAGAUGGAUUUUCAAGUAGGCUUUAAAGUGUUACCCAUUCUGGAGAGAAAUGUCACUCACUGCAAAAUGGAUUAGGAAAACCCAUGAAGAAUCCUGAAGGCUGUGAAAGAUUCUUUUGGAACACUGUACACAAGCUAUAACAACAUCUCUCUAGGAAGGGGAUUAUAACCCUGGGGAGAGAUUUUUAAAUCUAGAUAGUUCGGGUUUUUCUAAAUGUAUAUAGAAGUAACAAUGAGCUUAUGUAUCUUUCAGAGUGUAUAUUUAAGACUUCUCAUGAUGUAGCUUAUUUAAUUACUGGUUAAGACAUAUCCUUUUCAGUCUUGUUCUUCAACACAUUUCAAGUCAAGCUGCUUUAAAACCCAGUUAAUUCCUGUGCUGUCACCUUGCAACUGGAGAAAUUCCUAUUUUCUGUAAGAUGAGAUUUUGAAUGAGCUUCAUCUUGUACCUGUAAAUUCCCAACCUGGGAUAUCUUGAAGUAACUUUUUCCUUCUAAAAUGCAGGGCAAUUCAGCCCUAAGGAUCAAAGCUUUUCAGUAGAGGCUUUGAAAGAAAUUACCUGGAAAUUUGAUGACAGUGAGUUGAAGAGUGUUACAAUUAAGGCAAGUAUUUUAUUUGCUCAGAUUUUGGCCAAAUGAAAUCUUGUGUUUAUGAUGUAAUUCCAGUAAGGAAAGUUAUUUUGGAGUUUAGUGGAUAUUUGUAUUUCAUUAAUCCCAGAACAAAUUUGCUUUGCUAAAAAAAUCAGAUAAAGAGUUCUUUAAUUCCAGUUCUGCAAACUCAUUGGAGGUGCUGAAAGUUGUUCCCUUUUCUGUGCAUUAGAAAUGGGAACAAAUGCUGUGCUGGGCACAUUGCUUCUGUUACAGUCUGUGCAAUAACAGUGUGUAUUGAGAAAAAUCAUUGUGUUUCAACUGGCAAACCUCAGACUUCAGUGGACUGAGUGAGGAAGCUGAUCUCAAUUUUAAUUCCCAGCAUAGUCAGUAAAGUGACUGGUCUUUCAGGCAGAGUGCUUGGCUAAACUGCAGGGUGAGAAGUUCACAUUGUAGAGGAUAAAAGGGUACUUAAGGAGGCCAGCCUCUAAAGUUACGUGGAUUUAAUACUGUCAUAGAUUCAUAAGGUAUGAUGACAGAUGAAGUAUCUUUUUUUUCCAUGACAUCACAACUUGUAUGGGAUUAGAACAGGUAUAAUGACAGCUUUACAGGACCGCUUUUGUUUCCUUCACAAUUGAACUGUGCUUUACAGUUGCUCUGGUUGUCCAGCAUUAAAUAAUGUUGCUAUUUCAGCUGCCCAAAUCCUUGGAUGCUCUGUGAGGUCAAAGCAAAGGGACCACUGGUUUGUGGUUUUGUAUCAGCUUGUGUCUUUUUGUAUCUUUUCUUUUUUGUGCCUUGCUUAAGUUAUGAGUUGGCCAGUAAAUGUUAGUUUCCAGUCAGUGUCUGUUGUGCUUUUUGAGCAUGAAUUUACAAAGCAUUUUGAUGAUUUUUGGAGGGAUGAUGAAUACAUCUCUCGUGACUUCAAAAGGAGCUGAAUCUUCAGCAUCUCCAGAGCAGGAAAGACAACUUGACAAACUGAUGUUUUCUACAAGAAAGUAAAUGCAGGCAGUGUCUUAUUCCAUAAACUUCUAAUAGCAGAUCUCUCUGACUGCUCUUUUGUACUCUUUGAUUUUUAUGCACUAAACUUCAAUCAGUAUUUGCUGCUACCUAAGCUGAUAGCUUGUUGCUUUGAAAAUUGUGUCUUUCCAAGAGUAUGAGAUGGAUCUGCGUUACAAAAAGUGAGAAUCCAAAAGUUAGUUGGUUCUGGUGUAGGUUUCAUUUAAGGUCAUCUUUAUUCAAAAGACUGUUGCCUCAUAUUGUAUCAUGCUGGGUUUUGUUCAACAAUGCUGUUAAUGUGAGUUUCUGCCGGAUCCAAAGUGCUGUGCUGUAUUUCCUCUUGUUUACUGAAAGAGAUGUCCAACCUGUAACACUUGAGGUAGGUGCCACUCCAGUAUUUCUCUCACUAAAGUGACUGUCGUGCCCAACAGCAGGGCUGGGGAAGGACGGGCCUUCCUGGAUUUGGGGAGAAGGGCGCAUACAUCCUGAAACAAUGCUGGCAGGGAGCAGCUGCUCCUUCCUGGGCACCUCACUCUUGAGGUUUGAGCAUAGGGAGGUUUUAAUUUGUGGCUAAUGUAGUCAAAAGGUUGGGUGCUCUUGGAUUUAUGGGAAUCAAUGUUUUUUUCAAGCAAUUUCUAUCUGACUUCUUACGUUGUGUUACAGUGUUGGUUCUUUUUAUGUGAAACGGAAAAUAUGUAUUUUUAAUAAAACAGUCUCAUACAGGUACAGUUUAUUUUGAUUAAUUCGAUGGAAAACUAACUCCUAGAAAACAAAAGACCUGUUUUUAUAUUGAUUGCCAGACUAUUGCAGAUGCCUUAACAUGCUUAAAAUGUGUAUACUGGAUUUUAACUGCCUAAUUUGAUAGGACUCCUGCUUUAAACAAACAAAAAAAACCCAACAAACACCCCCCUCCAAAAAAAAACCCAAAAACCAAAAAACCCAUAACCCUUCUGCCAUCUUCAGAAAGUUUGUUAGUUAUCAUUUGCCUUUAUUUUUCUUGUAAACUAGUCCUAGGAAGUUCUAUGAUUCCUUUUCCCUUUAAACGGCAGAGUGAUUUCCCUUGAUCUAGAGGCGUGCUUUCCUCUGCCUAGGGCCAGGAUGUGGGCCAGGGACCAGGAUCUGGUUUAGCCCCUCCGCAGAACCCACCGACAGGGAAAAGAGUGCAGUCCUUACCCUGUGCCCAGAGCUCCACCUCUCCACCUCUGUGGCUCACUGUCAUUGUUCACCCAGUGCAACUUUGUAACCCUGCUGAAAACUUAACAUGCUGGGUUAGUUUUGUCUUAGACUGAUAAGAUCUGCAUUGUGUCACACUAGGAAGGUGGUAGUGGCAUUAGCUAUCCUCCUGCCCUCUCCCCUCUGUGCCAGCUGUGCUGUCAGCUGGAGAAUAUACUACUAUCUUAUGUGUAAAAAUUAUUUGGGCAUCCCAAGGACUUGUGACAGUCCAGAAUGAUGGCUCUUGGCGCUGCUUCUGGCAACUACAGCUCGGCAGAGUCAUGGUGACGAGGUACUAAGCCCUUCCCCAUUGUCACAGGGCAAAAUACAAACACUUUGAGCAUUAGAAAUGCUGAUGCCGUAGUGUAAGUUCACAAAACAACCUGGAUUAUUUAUGCAGAAUAUAAUGGGACUUGGAAGUAAUUCCUCUGUAGAUUUCUAGUAUUCCUAACUGGCAUACUAGUAAAUCAUUUUUUCAUUUGUUUGGCAAAGUAAUAUUUAUAGAAGAACAAUUCUUAUGGAGUGUGCACAGUACAAAGCAGUUGUUUCCAGUACUGCAAUUCGCUUGAGAGGCUGGAAAAAAAUACUAUAUUCACUGAUCCUGUGGGUUCAUUUCCUCCUUUGCUGUCACUUUCAGCUUCCUGUCCCCAAGAGCUGGUAUUAACUUGAGGGCUAGUUGCGUGUUGACAUAUAUACUGGAAGGCAGAGAAAUCAAUUUCUCCCAAAACAUGGAAGCACCUCAUUUUUUUAAUGCUAAAAUUCCUAAACCUACCCCAUAUAUUUUGAAAACAAAUCUCUUGGCAGAUUUUCUCCUCUUGUGUUUCGCAAGAAUUGAGUUCACAUAUGUGGUUCCACAGGUAUGUAACAUUACUUAUCUCCUUGUGUACUGACUGAACAGAGGCAGCACACCUUAGAAGCAGCAUGUUUUGUCUGGUUUUUGUCCCACAACAGCGUCAACAUUCAUCAAACUGGAUGUACAGAUGCUUUACUGAGGGGUAAGAGGGUGGUUUCUGAUUAUCUGGUUUUCUGAUUUGUCUAUGUUCCAAAAGGUCAAUUUGCCCAUUCAGGUGUUAGGCUGCUAGGGAUGGGGACUGUGUCUUGUGGGUGUAGCAGCUGCAGGGAGAUGUAAAGGCUGAACAUAGAGUAGCAGAAAUUGUGGUGAGCUGGAGGGUAUACGAGGUUAAGGUGGUUUUGAGGAGAAAGCAGAAAGCUGGACUUCAAGAGCAGGGUGGUUGUCCAAUUUUCUGAUCUAUGAAAGAGAAAAAUGUGUAAUUAAAGCUCGUAAGUAUUUAAAUAAACUUCACUCAGCAUCACAGACUCUCAGAAUAUGAUAAGUAAACUUUAAAACACUGUGUGUCAGUACUGCCCAAGCAGUCUGUUUCCACGGGAACCACAGAUGUUGACCCAAGUGCCAAACAAUGCUUCCUCACUAAUACUAUGCCAGAAGUUGCUGCAUAGGCACCUCUGCACUGGGGGGCAUUUUAGCACCAAAGCUUGGCCUUCUCCAGUCUCUCUGUAGUCUCACUCCCCUGCAUUAUAGAUCUUCCACCAGUCAGAGGGUCCAUUUCUAUCACAAAGCUAUAAAAUAAAUAAUAUGUAAGAUCAUUUACAAAUUCAUGUGGGAGUUUAAAUAAAUACUAGCAGUUACAUCAAAAGUACGUUGUUUCCUAAAGCAGGUCCUGUAUGUGUCUGAACUUACUGCAGAUGCUUUCUGACCUGCUAUUCAAAGGGCUUCAGCAUGUGAUUUUUUGAUGGACUUAAGCAGAUGUAAAUAUUGUCUGCUAUCGGAAGAUGAGAUCUCCUUGCUCUUUUUGGUAUUUAUAAUCUUAUCUGAUUAUUUAGUUUUCAGCCUCCCAGGUGGCUCCUGUGGUCUGUCUCCUGGGCAGGGAGCUCUACUAGUAGAAAGGAGGCAGCAGGAAUAUAUGAGUAGAAGGGCAAGAGGGCAGCCUUAGGGUGAUACUUCAUGAAGUCUUACUUUGAGACCUUUGUCUUCUCACUUAAAUGAGUAAUUUACAUAAAGACUAUUGAUUGCAAAUUUUUAAAGGUUGAUUGUGUUUAUUCAUUGUAGAAAUUGUUGAAUAAUGCUGUGUUUUGUAAAAAACAUCCAAUGUUUAUUAGCAGAGCAAAAAACCAUGGUUCAAGUCAGUUCAAAGUUUAUUUCCUUUUCUUUCCUGUCAUCCUAAUUCGCAAAAGAAGGUGCAGCAAGUAAAAAAGUUAAUGAAGCAUAAAACCUGAUGUCUUUUGAAUUGAAUUUUAAGAUUACACUGCUUUAAACUAUAUGUGCCUUAAGAAAUCUCAACUCAACUCAUAAUGAUAUCAGUAAGGAAAAGAGGUAAUUUUUAAAUGGAUGAAUGGUGCCAGAUAUAUUUGCUUUAGCUCAUAGAUUAGACCCAAAUAGCUUAGUGUUAUCUCUGAAGACACAGCAUCAGGGAUGACUUAUUACACUGUUUUGAUUCUUUAAUCAAGUCAACAACAAUAAAAUGCUUGAUGUCUUUCUACUGCUGUGCUAAGGUGGUGUAUAGAUAAGUGGAAUUUCCUGGCAAAUGUGUCAUCUUGGGAAGCAGCUGACAAGGAAUGACUUGUCACAAAAUAGGCUCCAUGGGAGAGCAUUUUUUUUUUACAGGUUAGCUGAUAAACUACAGUUUACAGUUUAGCAGAUAAAUCAGACUGCACAAAUUUGGCUGCCUGCUGUGGUUGCCUAUUUGGUUCAACUAUACAUUUCUCAGAGAAAGCCUUGAGAAUACAAGCCCAGUCAUCAAAAAACUAU